Messenger RNA from Myotis lucifugus (little brown bat), 1038 nucleotides. RefSeq names its product tripartite motif containing 58 (gene TRIM58). The record is from RefSeq and is a predicted model, not a curated record. NCBI's taxonomy places the organism in Eukaryota, Metazoa, Chordata, Mammalia, Chiroptera, Vespertilionidae. Gene Ontology annotation, molecular function: protein binding. Bases 10 to 1038 code for a protein of 342 amino acids. The transcript is spliced from 5 exons.
AAGCUCCAGAUGGCCCUGGAACUUGUGAGGAAAGAGAUGGAGGAGGCCUUGACGCAGGAGGCCAACGUGGGGAAGAAGACUGUCAUUUGGAAGGAGAAAGUGGAAACGCAGAGACAACGCUUCAGGCUGGAGUUCGAGAAGUACCGCGGCUUCCUGGCCCUGGAGGAGCAGCUGCAGCUGCGGCGGCUGGAGCAGGAGGAGCGCGCCACGCUGCAGAGACUGCGCGAAGGCCAGCGGCAGCUGGCGCAGCGCGGCCGGGCCCUGCGGGAGCUGGCGCAGGAGCUGGAGGACCGCUGCCGGCUCCCCGCCUUGGAUCUGCUGGAGGGGGCGAGAGGAACCUUGAGCCGAAGUAAGAGUGUCACACAGCUGGAACCGGAGGCCAUCCCCCUGGAGCUGAAGACCAUGUGUCGAAUCCCUGGGAUGAGAGAAAUGUUGAGGAAGUUCCAAGUUGAUGUAAAGCUGGACCCGGCCACAGCGCAUCCUAGCCUCCUCUUGACUGCUGACCUGCGCAGUGUGCAGGACGGAGAACUGUGGAGGGAUGUCCCCAACAACCCCGAGCGAUUUGACACGUGGCCCUGCAUCCUGGGUCUGCAGAACUUCUCAUCAGGAAGGCAUUACUGGGAAGUCAUGGUGGGAGAAAGAGCAGAGUGGGGUUUAGGAGUCUCUCAAGACUCAGUGUCAAGAAAGGGGGAAACUACACCAUCUCCCGAGAACGGAGUGUGGGCCAUGUGGCUGCUGAAAGAGAAUGAGUACAUGGUCCUUGCCUCCCCGUCGGUGCCUCUCCUCCACCUAGAACGGCCUCGUCGCAUUGGGAUUUUCUUGGACUAUGAAGCAGGUGAAAUCUCCUUUUAUGACAUCACAAAUGGGUCUUACAUCUACACAUUCAGCCAACUGUUCAAUGGUGUUCUCCGACCUUACUUUUUCGUCUGUGACACAACUCCUCUUGUCCUGCCACCUAUGACAGAAGCAGAGUCAGGAAAUAGCGCAGCCAGCAGUCACCCUAAUCCUGCUUCUAACAUUAGAGAUGACCAUUCCUAA